Molecule: messenger RNA, 486 nt
Organism: Protopolystoma xenopodis
Lineage: Eukaryota; Metazoa; Platyhelminthes; Monogenea; Polystomatidea; Polystomatidae
Source: the annotation of a GenBank genome assembly
AUGACCCAAGAAAACGCCCUGACCAAGACUGUGUUAAAAUGUCUCGUGGACUGCGUCAACCUGAACUUCGUAUUAAAGCCAAACGGCUGCAGUCUAACGGGAUUCAGCUGCCCUCUUCUUGUGAGAUCAACCUACGAAUCUCUUCUUCAUGAACUUUCCUACCAAGUGAAAGUCUCGCCGACAAUAUCUUUCAUUUUGCCUGAAGAGGCGAGUGGAAGGGAUCCGGAAGUUAAAGGGGGCUGCCUAGGAGACGUGAGUGCAGAUUUGUGGGAACAAAUGCUCAGUUCACUUUCAUACGACCCCGAUGAUUCAUUGCUGAGUUUUCGCCCGUCCUGUAAACGACGAAAGCUCAGCAAGGAAUCUUUGGGAUCUCGGGACGCUGAGCCUAAGAAAAAUCUACAGUCACAGCCCCUAGGCAACCCUCCUUCGGCUUCGGGUGAGCUCAAUUUACGAAUCCCUUCGGCUCGCAUCUUUGAACGAAAUUAA